Messenger RNA from Penicillium griseofulvum, 2997 nucleotides. RefSeq lists its product as uncharacterized. The transcript has 2 exons. Bases 1 to 2997 code for a protein of 998 amino acids. The record is from RefSeq and is a predicted model, not a curated record. Lineage: Eukaryota; Fungi; Ascomycota; Eurotiomycetes; Eurotiales; Aspergillaceae.
AUGACACGCUCCGCUGCAGCUAGGAAGAACCAGAGCAAUCGGCAGGAGAAUGGCCUUGUUGGUCCCGGCAAGAAAGUAACCAAGCAAAAGUCAAGCGGCCAUCUGAACGGCAACUCGGGAAACGGCUCUGCUACCGGUCCGGGCGCGUCUGCUCAAUUCGAUCUAUCCUCCGUGCGGUCUACUAGCGAUACGUCCGUGACAUCUCCGACAGUUACCGGCAAAGGGGAUACCACAAAGGCAGAUGGCAAUGUGCGUGGGAUGUUGAAUGGACAUAGCAAGGGUGGAGAAAUGGCAUCCGCGGGGGAAAACGGCGAUGUCGCCCAGAAUGGUGGCAUGGGUCAUGUCUCUCGCAAUGGAAACCCGAAACGAUCCGGAUCCAAUGCCUCGAUUAAUCCCCUCCAGCUCGCAUCCACUAUCCUCAAAUCGUGCCCCAUGUACGACACCAUCGCCAUCUUGAUUUUUUUGCUACAACUUCCACCGAUGGUCUUGACUCUGGUUCAGUUCCUGUUCGCCUCUCUGACUUUCAUGCCCCCAAGUGGCGCCGCGGCCGGUUCUUUGUCGUCGAACUUCGAUAUUUUUCAAGGUCCGGCGGGGACGCCAUCUCUGGGGACAAUGAUCGCGAUGGAUGGGUUUUGCAUACUUCUCUGGGGCCUCUUCAUGUGGACCUGGGCGCAAAACUUUGCCAUCGAUCUCGCUCAUGUCCAGGUUGCUAUCACCUUGGGUGGCGGGGGUUCCGGAAAGAACGGCGGGGUCAAUGCUCUCUGUGUCGGAAUUGUUCUGCUUCUUCAUAUUGUUCGCAGUAAAGGCAUCCAAGACUUUGUCUUGGGUCAUCUUGUCUCUGCUAAACUGCUCAGUCCCGAUCUCCUCUCCCAAUAUUCGCACCUGCUACCCGCCGAGUUCCGACGCUCCGAAGAACAAACGUCUCCGAGCUGGCUUCGCAGCCUUCUUGCCGUGCACAUCUUAGCACAAGCUGGAACUGCCAUGGCACGACGUUCGAUGGCCAAGAAUCGCUCACCGACACCGUUACGGACCGGCAAGCGGGGGGAUACGGAGGCUUCUGCGGGGUCACAAGGACAGGUUGAUUCUGCUCUGGAAUCUGCUGCAAGUGUCUCAUCUUCUUUUGUGGGACCUGAUGGUCAGUUGAAAGACGGAAAGGAUCGUUUUACCUCAGCCAAGAAACGCAGGCGGCAAGCCAAUCAAGUUCGGAGUCGACAGCCGUUCUGGGCUGCGCUUGCCAGUACAAAGGUCACGGUGAUGAGGGAAUAUGAACAUUCGCGGGCUGUUUCCAAGACAGCCCGCAAUCUUACAAUGACGGAGGAGGAUCUGCAGGGUGUUUCUCUCGACGACGGGUUAAUAUGGAUUACGGAUGUGGAUAGCUCUUCGAUCAAAUUCGCUGCGGGCGAAUUUGCCGAUGACCCCGCUGUGUCGGGCUCCUUCGAAGCCGGCCGUUUGGGAGGAGAUAUGGAACCGUUCUACGUCUGCGUCAAUGGUGCGCUCUGGGCUACCGCUUCGAUAUGCCGGGUUUCAGAUGCCAAGGGCCCGAGUGUUGUCCAAUGGCGGGGCGAGAUCGCUGGGCUUGCUCCCAACUGCGCUUACACAUGUGCAUUUGUACGAAGCGAUACUGACGAGGAAAUUUGUGUCAUGAGUGUCAAGACUCCUACAACGACUGACACGGAGCAAGUUAUUUCCACGGUAUCGACACCCCCACAGCCGACCUAUCGUCCAUCAUCCCCCACAACGACGCUCAAGAACUCUAUCAGCAAUGCGGAAUCCAAGUUGAAUGAAAAGCGCAACCGUCUGAAAAAGACGAAGAACGACCACAAAACUGUUAUCUCGAAAAUCCGAAAAGAACUCGAGAAUUUCAAUACUCGCCUCCACAGUGGAAAUGACGAGAAUCGCCAAAAGCAGCGUUCGCUUCAACUAGAACGCAACAUCCGACAAACCGAAGAGGCUACUGCGAUGCUAGAGGCACAACUCGACAACAUGGAAAAUGUCCCGGAGGAGGAGAUGGAGGAGUGGUCGGCCCACAAAGCGGAUUUCGAACGUGAGGUGGAAGCUUUCAAUUUGACGAAGGAAGAGGUGGCUGCUGCUCGGACAGCUGCAGCCCAGCAGGUGGCGGCACUGGAAUUGGAACUGACCCAGGCUGUACAGAAGCGAGAGCGUCUCCAGGGUCGUCGCACCCGGGUGAACGAGCAGUAUGAGCGUAUUAUCUCGGCCAAUGCGCAAGGGUUGAAUGAGAGAGAGCGUCGUGCUGCCGAACAAUUUGCCAGAGAGCAGGACCAGUCAAAGAUGGAGACUAAUUUCCAUGAGCAGUUUGCAAGCAUCAGCCAAUCUGUGCAGGAUUUCCAACUGCGCACAAGUCAACUCUGGCAGCAGGCAACUGCAAUUGAGCAGUCCAUUCAGCAACAGCAGCAGCAGAUGCUCCUCGAGUCUGGUCCUCUCACCCCCGAAGGCAACUUGCCAGGAACCAAUCCUAUGCCCGAGACCAGUGGCCCGUCAUUCAACGCAUCUACGACCAGUGCACCUAGCGCUCGCUCUCUGUUGGGGGGUCUCAGCUUUCCUGCGAGGUCUAGUCCCCUACAGAUCUCGUCUUCUCCGGUCUACGAAAUGCCGUCAAAUCCAACAAGCCCAUCGCAAGAUCUUCCAUUCCUCCCGCAGUUUCCAACCUCUCCCAUCGGAAACGCGGGCUCAUACUUCGGGCCAGACAUCAACAUCAACCACCGAGACCGUUCGUUCUCCAACCGCUCCACUCGCAGCAGCCAAUACGGCUCUGACUUCUUGGACGCGAACCGCUUACCAGCUCUCCAGCUUGACCUGUCCGAGUUGCUUGGUGAGACCAAGCCUCGCCCUGGGUCUGAUGGAAAUGGUUUCCUGCAUCAAGGUGGCCGUCCGGUUUUGAGCCCUUUCCAGCGAGCAGUAAGUCGAGGUAGUGGCACUGGUAGUGGUAGUGGUGGCAGUGGCAGUGGGACCGGCAGUCCGCACUCGUCGCGAGAUUAA